AUGUCUCUAGUGAUCCCAGAGAAGUUCCAGCACAUUUUGCGAGUACUCAACACUAACAUCGAUGGGCGGUGGAAAAUAGCCUUUGCCAUCACUGCCAUUAAGGGUGUAGGGCGAAGAUAUGCUCAUGUGGUGUUGAGGAAAGCAGACAUUGACCUCACCAAGAGGGUAGGAGAGCUUACUGAAGAGGAGGUGGAGCGUGUGAUCACCAUUAUGCAGAAUCCACGCCAGUACAAGAUUCCAGACUGGUUCUUGAACAGACAAAAAGAUGUGAAGGAUGGGAAAUACAGUCAGGUUUUGGCCAAUGAGCAAGAAGUAGAUUAA
This is a messenger RNA of Elephantulus edwardii (Cape elephant shrew), 321 nucleotides long. Its product is annotated as 40S ribosomal protein S18-like. The transcript has 2 exons. Lineage: Eukaryota; Metazoa; Chordata; Mammalia; Macroscelidea; Macroscelididae. Gene Ontology annotation, biological process: translation. Gene Ontology annotation, molecular function: RNA binding; structural constituent of ribosome. The record is from RefSeq and is a predicted model, not a curated record. Bases 1 to 321 code for a protein of 106 amino acids. Gene Ontology annotation, cellular component: ribosome; cytosol; small ribosomal subunit.